Ilyonectria robusta is the source of this 1236-nucleotide messenger RNA. RefSeq names its product P-loop containing nucleoside triphosphate hydrolase protein. The transcript has a single exon. Gene Ontology annotation, molecular function: GTPase activity; GTP binding. The record is from RefSeq and is a predicted model, not a curated record. Gene Ontology annotation, cellular component: mitochondrion. NCBI's taxonomy places the organism in Eukaryota, Fungi, Ascomycota, Sordariomycetes, Hypocreales, Nectriaceae. Bases 119 to 1132 code for a protein of 337 amino acids.
AUUAAUUCUUUUUGCGAGGCCCAAUUCGAACUACGUCGCACAACCAGGGCAUGCAAACUUCAGAGCGCGCGCUCAUCAAAAUGCACUGUGGAAUACUCCCUCGGUGACCUCUGCAACCAUGGCGAAAUUCAUUCCCCGACAAACCUUUGCGGCCCCCAAUUCGAUUCCCAAGACGUACUACCUCGGUCACCAUGCUGCUGGCGAAGCCAAGAUCGUCAAGACCCUCUCCAACAUCUCCCUGAUCCUCGAAUGCCGCGACUUUCGCCUCCCGCUAUCCACACAUAACCCCCAGCUCGAACGCGCGCUUGCCGGCCGCGAGCGUGUUGUCGUCUAUACGAAAUCCGACCUCGGAGUCGAUACUCCUAGCGCCGGCGAUGCCUUGCGCCGGUUAUAUGGCGACCGCCUCGUCUUCUGGGACAAGCACAAGGCCUCAUCGACUAAAUCGCUCAUGAAGAAGGUUAAGGAAGUUGCGCGGGCGGUCGAUUCAUUGACGGGAAUGCGCGCUCUCAUCGUGGGAAUGCCUAAUGUGGGUAAGAGCACGCUGCUGAAUACACUGCGGAGGACGGGAACUCCGACUAGGACAGCAAAGGUAGCCAAAACAGGCGACCAGGCGGGUGUGACGCGCAAAAUUGGCACACCGGUGCGGAUCCUGGAAUCGGAGGACAAGGGUGGAGUGGGCGAUGGAGUCUACGUGCUGGACACGCCAGGUAUCUUCCAGCCCUACGUCGACGAUGGCGAGACCAUGAUCAAGAUUGCCCUCGUGCAGGGCAUCAAGAAGGGGCUGAUCCCAGACGAGAUUCUGGCGGACUACCUCCUCUUCCGGAUGAAUCUGUGGAACCCGGAGAUCUACGCGCGAUACUGCGAGCCCACGAACGAGGUCAACGAGUUCCUCACGGCCGUGGCCAAGAAGGACGGCAAAAUUAAGACCGGAGGCGUGCCCAACUGGCAAGAGGCCGCAGCCAGGAUACUGUCCCAGUGGCGCAGCGGCAACCUGGGGAAGUAUGUCCUGGACGACUUGUCCGAAGACGCUGUUCAGGAAUACCGAACCCGGAUGCUGGAGCCGAAACUGAGCUUUAACCAGGCGAAGAAGCAACAGAAACUGGCUCGUGCGCAAGUCAGGGCCGGCGCUUAGCCAGGAAUGGGUCCUGGUGCCAUUGCGAUGUAUUGCCAUGUAUCUGUAUAAGGGUAUUUUUUAAUUGUACACUAGACACUCUGCAACUCAAACCAAUUCCAACU